ACUCGCUGAAUGUUCUUCCAUUCAUUACAUCCCCUCAAGCUCCAACACUUUCAGUGAAGUGGGGUCUAAACUUAAACUACAGAAAUCCUUCACUGGAUGAAAAACAUUUCUUUGCUGCGCGUUCAAGAGAAUACCAUGGUCAAAGCGAGGAGCUUCUCCUCUGGUGUGAGGACACAGCAUGUUUUUGGCUGGGUUUCCAUCCUCUGGUUCACUUCGGCAGUCAGCAUCGCGGGCAGUCAAGAUUUGGAUCUAAAGGUCACGUCCCCCAAGGAGGCAACGUGUGGAGAAAAUGUGACACUGACAUGUGAGGCCAGCUCAUCGCAGCAGAUGGAUAUAAAGUUAUUAUCCUGGCUGGCAAAAAAUAAAACUGUGUGUACACUCGCAGAUGUCCAAACCAACCCUGAGGUUCUGUGUAAAAGCACAGUAGAGAAAAGUAAAAAUCUCACUCUGACUCUCAUUAACGUGAUGCCUGACGAUGAGGGAACGUACCUCUGCAAAAUACAAUCCAAUCUGGGACCACGAUCAAGCCAAGCUUCGGUUACAUUACAAGAUUGCCUUGAAGGUAAGAAGUCCCUCAUUAAUGAAUCCCAUGCUCAGUGCUGGUUCAGUGGAGUUUAUCCCCGCGGCACCGUCCACUGGUUCCAGGAAAAUGUUAAUGUAACGGACACUGCCAGCACAAGGGAAGAGGAGGACCAACAUGGCCAGUACAAAGUCUAUAGUGAAAUAAAUGUGGAGAAAGGAAACCAGGGGGAUACUUACAACUGCUCACUGUGGAUACCUUCUAACAGGAAGUAUCUUGCCAGUCAACUGCUAAAGUCACCAGGAAGCAUGGUCAAAACGCAGUGGAUCUGUGUUACAGUGGGGAUCAUGAUAGUGAAAUUUCUGAAGUAAAUAAACAAAGCAUAAACAAAAAACAGGUAGAAUUCAGGUUUUGACAGUUUGUCCUGUAGAUUUCAUUUGGAAAAGUAUCAAAAUAUGGGAAAUAAAAACUGAAAAGAAAAGAAGGGAAUGAAUAUUGCAGGAAAUUAUUCAGGGUCAGGUGUACUAGACUUGUUUAUCUAUAUGCUGUUUUCUAUGUUUUGUUCAACGUAAUGCACAAUAUUUGUAGAUGUACAAUUUCUGUACCAUUUUCUUGCACUUGAGUGGGUAACUAUCUUCUAUCUAUCUAAUACUAAUACAGGUUUUUAUGCCCCCAACAGCCAAAAUUUGGAUUAGCAAAUAUCUACCUGCAGAAGAGGAAACCAGUCCAUUUAUUGUUUGGUCUGAAUCAAAUCUGCAUUUUCAGCAGUGAAUUUGCAGCACUGAAUGGGAACUUAUUUUAUCACUCAUGGCACAGACAUUUAAACUUCCCCACUUGAUGGCAGUACAGCAUUUACUCUAUCAUGUGCAGUCCAAGAGCAUGAACAAUACGCUGGAACAAGGACAGCAUGCCUUUAUGCAGAAGCAUACAGAUUCUCUGCCUUAACUAACUUUGUGAGGAGAGAGCACUUUGAUUAAAUAAGGUAUAGUUUUCCUGGAAAUAUACCUUAGAAAACUGCUAUGUUUCAGAUACAGCAUUUUUGUUUCCAGAUUUCAUAUACAGUCAUGUUUUACUGGUAUUUUCUGCUCACUGUAAACUACAAAUGACUUUUUUAGAACAUGAAUUUCUUCCUGCUGGCCAGAAAGAGGCAGGUUUUCCAUGCAAGGGUAAUUAUGCUCUAUAUAAAAAAAAAAGGGCUGCUGAUUUACUGCUAUAACCCAUCCUGCAUAUUGUAAAUGCUGUAGAGGAGAGCUCUGUUCAGUGUUCUGAACACUGAACAAGAGCUAAUUUGCCCACUUGUACAUAGUCAAAAAGAUUGUUAAUGAAGACAUAAUUCAUGUGAAAGGCUUAGUUUGGUAGUGGAAAUUAAAAUGAAUAGCAGAGAUGGAAUUCAGCUAAGUAUAUUUGUAUAUACUGUACUAUAUAAUUUUGAGGUCCAUACUUCUGUUUCACAACAUUUCUUAGGUACAUUUUGUACUUUUUACUCCACUGGAUUUAUCUAGCAGCUUCAGUGUUAGUGAAAUUACUUAUUAUAUGCUUAGAACCUCUGCAGUGCUUUACUUUUAAACUAACCAGGGUGUACAAAGUGUCUAAAAUGGCUACAUGUUGACAAAUUACAUCUUUAAGUGAUUAUGUAAAGUGUGAAAUGUAAUAAAUGGGACCUUUUCUAUAUUGUA
This is a messenger RNA of Toxotes jaculatrix (banded archerfish), 2196 nucleotides long. RefSeq lists its product as uncharacterized. Gene Ontology annotation, biological process: cellular response to lipopolysaccharide; positive regulation of T cell proliferation; immune response. Lineage: Eukaryota; Metazoa; Chordata; Actinopteri; Toxotidae. The transcript is spliced from 4 exons. Bases 97 to 891 code for a protein of 264 amino acids. Gene Ontology annotation, cellular component: external side of plasma membrane. The record is from RefSeq and is a predicted model, not a curated record.